AUGGCCGGUCCUGACGCCGCUCAAUUUCUGGUCGUACAACUCCUCUCCAUCUUCUCUCGAACAUGGGCAUCAUCCCGCAUGGCUACAUGUCGUUGUGAAUCUACCAAUGAUACAUCUCUGUACAUGAUUGUUACCUCGUUGGCAAUCCUCUCGGCACUCCCACACCAGGAACCGCGCUUUUUGGUUCCUUUAGUGGUCCCUUCAAUUGUGCUCGUGGUACUGGAUGGCCGCAUUCAGCGUGCGGGUAACUUGUUCUGGGUAUCGUGGAUUAUCACCAAUCUUGCGCUCGUACUGCUAUUCGGUAUCCUGCACCAAGGCGGAGUUGUCCCCUCUCUCUUCCACUUGCAUGACGUUAUCGGAAAGCUGUGGGCAUCAUCGCAAGGCGACAAGAUAGUCAAGGUAUUCUACUGGAAGACAUACAUGCCUCCACGGCAUCUCUUAGCAAUCCCAGAAUCAGAUGUCCUCUCUGGCAAAUUCACCAUUACUGAUCUCAGCGGCGCAGGGGCAAUUGUCGAGCAACUGAUGGCCGUUCCCUCGACUGCAACUUCAUUCUUGGUAGCUCCACUGCACGCCACGCGAGCCUUGACUAAGAAGUAUCCUGGCUGUGUCAUGCUUAAAGAACGAGUGUAUCCGCACCUUAGUCUCGACCAUAUCUCGGAGACGGUCGAAGCGGGAUGGAAGGACGGUCUGAGUCUCGGGAUCUAUGUUGUUGAUGCUGUCUGCUUUCGAUUGCACAAGACUCUAUCGUCAUGA
Postia placenta MAD-698-R-SB12 is the source of this 753-nucleotide messenger RNA. RefSeq names its product glycosyltransferase family 22 protein. Gene Ontology annotation, molecular function: alpha-1,2-mannosyltransferase activity. The transcript has 4 exons. NCBI's taxonomy places the organism in Eukaryota, Fungi, Basidiomycota, Agaricomycetes, Polyporales, Adustoporiaceae. The record is from RefSeq and is a predicted model, not a curated record. The coding region runs from base 1 to 753 and encodes 250 amino acids. Gene Ontology annotation, biological process: GPI anchor biosynthetic process. Gene Ontology annotation, cellular component: endoplasmic reticulum membrane.